AUGAAUGCAAGGGUAUUUAAUUUAAUUACUUUUAUAAAAAAUGAGGUUUAUAUAUAUGAAAGCUUUUAUUUUCUUUGUUUAUUAAUAAAUAUACCUAUAUAUAUAUUUAUUGGUAUAUUUUGCAAAAGGAAUAUAUAAUCCUUAAAUAUUCCACUUUAAAUUUUAUUUUAAAAAUAAAUAAAAUAAAUACUCCUUAAUAAGUUCAAUAAACUUUCAUUUAAUUUUUCUGCAAACUGGAAAAUUAUUUCUAAAUCUAAUUAAAUUGAGAAUUUCUAGAAAAUUUGGCGGACAGAUACUAUUAUCAAGAAAUUAUAAAAAACUAAAAAAAAACAAAAUAAAAUUCACCAAUAAAAAAUAACAUAUAAAUAAGACAAACAUAUUUAUAUUGGUUUUUGUAAUUAAAAUAGGAUAUUAAAGUUAGAGGAUAUAUUAAAAAUAUAUAUAUAACAAAUUUAAUAAGAGAUAUUAUAAAGCCUAAUUGUAAUUUUUAUAAAUCGUUAUUUUGAAAGCUUUAUUGCGAAUAAAAAUAAAAUUUAGGGUGAAAAUACUUUAAGAAUAUUUUAUUUUAUUAAAGAAAAAUUUAUAAUUAAAAAAAAAAUAUUUUUUAAACUUAAAGUAAUUGAAAUUAAAUAAUAAAAUAUUUAAAAAAAAAACUCUGAAAAAUUAAUUCACAUUAGUUUAGUUAAAAUAUACAAUCUAUGA
Tetrahymena thermophila SB210 is the source of this 702-nucleotide messenger RNA. RefSeq names its product transmembrane protein, putative. Lineage: Eukaryota; Ciliophora; Oligohymenophorea; Hymenostomatida; Tetrahymenidae. The record is from RefSeq and is a predicted model, not a curated record. The transcript has a single exon.